AUAUGUUUUCUUUUCCUGCAAAUGUUAACAAACUCGAUCAAGCCACCGUCAACACAUAACAUUAGCCUUCUUCUUUAAUAGUGCUUUUCACUUAUCACAGUGUUCCGACUCUCCAUCAUCAAUGGCAGAAGCAACAAAGAGGUAUGCAGUUGUUACAGGAUCAAAUAAGGGGAUUGGGUUUGGAAUAUGCAGGCAGCUGGCCUCAAAUGGGGUGGUGACUGUGGUAACUGCUAGAGAUGAGAAAAGGGGCCUUGAAGCUGUUGAAAAGCUCAAAGAGUGUGGGGUAUCUGAUGAGCAUGUUGUAUUUCAUCAGCUUGAUGUGGCUGACCCUGCUAGUAUAGCUUCUCUUGCAGAUUUCAUCAAAAUCAAAUAUGGGAAGCUUGAUAUAUUGGUCAACAAUGCAGGGAUUUCUGGAGGUAUAAUAGAUAGUGAUGCUUUUGCAGCUGCGGGUGGUGGUAAGGAAGGUGCCAUAAUCGACUGGAAUAAAAUAACGACUCACACUUAUGAGUUAGCUGAAGAUUGCGUGAUGACAAACUACUAUGGCGCCAAAAGAAUGAUUGAAGCACUUCUUCCCCUCCUCCAUUUAUCCAAUUCACCAAGGAUAGUCAAUGUUUCCUCUUUCAUGGGGCAGUUACGGAACAUACCAAAUGAAUGGGCUAAAGGAGUGUUAGGUGAUGCUGACAACCUUACAGAAGAAAGAGUGGAUGAGGUCUUGAGUGAAUUCCUGAAAGAUUUUAAGGAAGGCUCCUUGGAAACCAAAGGGUGGCCUGGUUUUGUGCCUGCCUAUAAAGUUUCAAAAGCGGCUCUAAAUGCCUACACAAGAAUCGUGGCCAACAAGUACCCAUCUUUCCAUGUCAAUUGCGUCUGCCCUGGCUUUGUCAAGACAGAUAUAAACCUCAACACUGGCUUGUUGACUAGUGAUGAAGGUGCUGAAAGUGCUGUAAAGUUAGCGCUGCUGCCCAACGAAGGUCCUUCUGGCGUAUUCUUUGAACAAAAUAAAGUGUCAACUUUUGAUUAAAGAAUAUUAUUAUCCAUUUCUUCAGCUUCUCACUAAGAGAAUAAAUUGAUACUGCAUGGAUAUUGAAUGAA
Molecule: messenger RNA, 1089 nt
Organism: Alnus glutinosa
Lineage: Eukaryota; Viridiplantae; Streptophyta; Magnoliopsida; Fagales; Betulaceae
Product: (+)-neomenthol dehydrogenase-like
Exons: 5
Coding region: 122-1018 (298 amino acids)
Cellular component (GO): membrane
Molecular function (GO): oxidoreductase activity, acting on the CH-OH group of donors, NAD or NADP as acceptor
Source: RefSeq, a predicted model, not a curated record